UCACUUAGGGGAAGACACGGAGGAAAAUACAAGAGAACAAUUCCCAAAGGUGGAGGGACGGCAAUGCCCGGCGGAGAUCAGGAACUCGGGACCUACUACGUGGGUGUGGACGUGGGGACAGGCAGUGUCCGUGCAGCCCUGGUGGACCAGAGGGGCACCCUCUUGGCUUUCGCAGACCAGCCAAUCAACCAGUGGGCGCCUCAGUUCAACCACCACGAGCAGUCCUCCGAGGACAUCUGGGCUGCGUGCUGCAUCGUCACGAAGAAGGUUGUACAAGGGAUUGAUUUAAACCAAAUUCGAGGUCUUGGGUUUGAUGCCACGUGUUCUCUGGUUGUUUUGGAUAAGCAGUUUCGUCCUUUACCAGUGAAUCAUGAAGGGGAUUCUCAUCGAAACAUCAUCAUGUGGCUGGACCACCGGGCGGUCAGUCAGGUCCACAGGAUCAACGAAACCAAGCACAGUGUCCUGCAGUACGUUGGGGGUGUGAUGUCCGUGGAAAUGCAGGCCCCGAAGCUUCUGUGGCUAAAAGAGAACUUGAGAGAGACUUGCUGGGAUAAGGCGGGACACUUCUUUGAUCUCCCAGACUUCUUAUCAUGGAAGGCAACAGGUGUCACAGCACGGUCUCUCUGCUCCCUGGUGUGCAAAUGGACAUACUCUGCAGAGAAAGGCUGGGAUGACAGUUUCUGGAAGAUGGUUGGUUUGGAAGACUUGGUUGCAGAUAAUUACAGCAAAAUAGGAAACCAAGUGCUGCCUCCUGGAACUUCUCUUGGAAAUGGGCUCACACCAGAGGCAGCAAAGGACCUUGGCCUUCCUGCUGGAAUUGCAGUGGCAGCUUCACUAAUUGAUGCCCAUGCGGGAGGACUAGGAGUGAUUGGAGCAGAUGUGAGGGGGCAUGGCCUCGCCUGUGAGGGACAGCCGGUGACGUCACGGCUGGCUAUCAUCUGUGGAACAUCUUCUUGUCACAUGGGGAUCAGCAAAAACCCAAUCUUUGUACCAGGAGUCUGGGGCCCUUAUUUCUCAGCCAUGGUCCCUGGGUUCUGGCUGAAUGAAGGUGGCCAGAGCGUUACUGGAAAAUUGAUAGAUCACAUGGUGCAGGGCCAUGCUGCCUUCCCUGAACUACAAGCCAAGGCCACAGCCAGAUGCCAGAGUAUAUAUGCAUAUUUGAACAGUCACCUGGAUCUGAUUAAGAAGGCUCAGCCCGUGGGUUUCCUCACUGUUGAUUUACAUGUUUGGCCAGAUUUCCAUGGCAACCGGUCUCCCUUAGCAGAUCUGACACUAAAGGGCAUGGUCACCGGAUUGAAACUAUCUCAGGACCUCGAUGAUCUUGCCAUUCUCUACCUGGCCACAGUCCAAGCCAUUGCCUUUGGGACGCGCCUCAUUAUAGAGGCCAUGGAGUCAGCAGGGCACUCGAUCAGCACCCUUUUCCUCUGUGGGGGCCUCGGCAAGAACCCCCUUUUUGUGCAGAUGCAUGCGGACAUUACCGGCAUGCCUGUGGUCCUGUCGCAAGAGGUGGAGUCUGUUCUCGUGGGUGCUGCUAUUCUGGGGGCCUGUGCCUCGGGGGAUUUCGCUUCUGUGCAGGACACGGCAAAAAGGGGGCCGUCUGCAAGCCGGGAAGGGAGCCCUCACCAGAGCAGCCAUGCUGGCACCUUGAUCUUCGUGCCUCCAGAACUGAGGCAAUGGCAAGAAUGAGCAAAGUUGGGAAAGUUGUGUUUCCUAGACAUGAGGAUAAAAGAUAUUAUGACAAGAAAUAUCAAGUAUUCCUAAAGCUGGUUGAACACCAGAAGGAGUAUGCAUCCAUCAUGAAAGGGGACUGAAGUGAGCUUGCAUGGCGGAUGCCAGGUUUCAUGUCAUUGCAUCAGGGGCCUCUGUCAUUUCACCUUAUAUUUAAGACCCUUAGGUAUCAUUUCAUCAUUUCUGUAUUUUCUUUUUAAUAAAGAAAACUGAGACGUGUGCAACC
Messenger RNA from Balaenoptera acutorostrata (minke whale), 1954 nucleotides. It is a transcript of the gene FGGY, whose product is annotated as FGGY carbohydrate kinase domain containing. The transcript has 17 exons. Bases 64 to 1686 code for a protein of 540 amino acids. Gene Ontology annotation, molecular function: kinase activity; phosphotransferase activity, alcohol group as acceptor. Gene Ontology annotation, biological process: carbohydrate metabolic process. Lineage: Eukaryota; Metazoa; Chordata; Mammalia; Artiodactyla; Balaenopteridae. The record is from RefSeq and is a predicted model, not a curated record.